UUCUUUCUCUCUGUCUUGUUUCAGUUGUGUCUUUGGUCACUGCUCUCAAACCUAGUUCCACAUUUUCACUCAUCAAGUCUCAAUCUUUAAGCUCAUAUUUCUCUUCAUUCACAUCACUUCCCUGAUCUGCCUCCUCACUCUCUUUGACUCAGAUCAUUAUUUUGACCACUUUUUCUUCUCUGUUAUGCCUUCCUUCAACCCAUUCACAGAAAAAUCACUUCUUUCAUUUCUCUUUAUUUUCCUUAUCUGAUUUCGUAAAAUGGGUCCUCUUUCAUAUGCAGAAACUUGAUUCAACACACCAGAUUUCUUAAGAGAUAUAUAGUACAUUUUGUCAACAAGGUCCUUUGAUUAUGGGUAGAGGCAGAGGAAAAGGUAAGAAACAAUCUGUUAUUGCUGAGGAUCCUGGAAGUGGCGAAGAGGAUAAAGUCCCAGCUUACAGAAGAAGAGGAAGACCAGUAAAGCCACUGAUGGAUGAAAUUGAUGAAGUGGAAGCAACUGAAAUAAUAGAGAAAGAUGAGGAGAAUGUGAAAGGUAAUGUUUCCAGCAAUGAUUUGAAAACUCAGGUUAUCACAGUCAAUAAAAGAAAAAGGAAGAGGUCUGCACAGGUUAAAGAGAAGAAAGAUCCCAUGAAAGAGGACAAUGGCAUUCGAGCAAAGCCAAGCCCUGAUGAUCCAGUAAAGUCUACUGGAUUCCGACAGAAUGGGAGCAGGCGUAAAAACAAGCCUCGCCGAGCUGCUGAAGCUGGGGUAGAUUGCAAGUGAGCGAGGUUAUCAUGAUGGUUGUAAGCCCUUGGAAUUGCUGGACUUCUGUUAUCACCAAGACGGGUUCAUUUGAUUGUA
Molecule: messenger RNA, 839 nt
Organism: Abrus precatorius (Indian licorice)
Lineage: Eukaryota; Viridiplantae; Streptophyta; Magnoliopsida; Fabales; Fabaceae
Exons: 2
Coding region: 351-761 (136 amino acids)
Source: RefSeq, a predicted model, not a curated record